Messenger RNA from Myxocyprinus asiaticus (Chinese sucker), 1303 nucleotides. RefSeq lists its product as uncharacterized. The transcript is spliced from 4 exons. Bases 217 to 714 code for a protein of 165 amino acids. NCBI's taxonomy places the organism in Eukaryota, Metazoa, Chordata, Actinopteri, Cypriniformes, Catostomidae. The record is from RefSeq and is a predicted model, not a curated record.
AUUGUUUUGAUGUUUGAUGCGAGUACAGGAAUCGACUUUGUCAACGUAAAGAGUAAUGAAAAGCACAUAACACUUUAACGCAUCUGCGUUUAUUUGUCUGCACUGUUAUCCUGUUGUUUCUUUAGCAUCCUGUGGUACUAGGUGCAUUCUGAAGUACAAAGAUUGUCGCUGUAUGUGGUAUAAAGUAAGAGCACAUUACUGAAUUUUAGUGAAAUAAUGGAGCCCAAUGGACUACUGUCCAGCAACGCUUUUCAGACACAUUUAAAAUGGGGUAAUGGAUUCAUUGAAACGUCGCCCGUCUGUUUACCAAGUAAACGUAAACGAAAUGAUUUGGGUGUUUUAAAUGGCAAUGAAGAAGCUGCUUCUAAGGGGUUUCCCUCCAAAGAUAGCUUAAGGAAACGUGGUUUUGUAAUGAUUGAUGGUCAAAGAGGUGUGUACUACUCUGAGAGCUGGGAACCCAAUGGCAGCACUUUGUACCUGCCUGUUUGUGGCACUUUGUUAGCCAACAUUGAAAAAUAUGAUCAGAUCAGCUUUGAGCAGGGCUGCUUCUGCAUAGGUAAUUCUGCAGGUGGAUUUCAACAGAAGGUCCAAGGUCAAGCGAUCCAUUGCUGGCGGUAUAGUGAACGUGAAAGAAAGCUUUUCAUUGCGCUCUCUUACUUGUUUACAAACUUACAAGUUUUUGAGGAAGUUGUCAGCACUCUUGAUUGUCUCUGAGGAACCAGACAGAGUUGGCCAGUGCCAUUUCAGCUAUGUUUUAAAGCACAGACCAAUUCUGUGUUAUUAAGACACAUAGCCUUGACUCUUCGUCUCCUUGUUACAAUGUCUUCUUGAGUCUAAUUCUGUUUUUCUUUUGUUUUUUUUUGUUUUUUUUCAAAAACAUUGUUUAUUAUACAUAUUGCGAUUGCUUCAUUCCAAUGUCCCAACAGUUGUGGAUAAAGAAACAUAUGUGCACAGCAUAUUUCUGUGCUGUGCUUUGAUAUCAGUGCCUGGUUCUUGUAUAAUUGUUAGCUGGCUUAUGGUGAGUGAACAAUGGUAGAUAUCAACCUAUAUGUGUUUAGUUAAUGUUGAGUAUCAUGGCCACUGCUUUGUUUUUACAUGAUCAACCCUGGAAAAAGUAAUUCUGAUGCUGCAGAUCUUGCUAUGGACCAAAAUGUAACAUUAUGAAAAUGUAGUUAAUCCUAUGACUGUCAUGUGACAUUUGAUGCCUGGUGCUUAUUUUGUUGCACAUUAUGAAAAUAUUUGUAAACCGCUUUUAAAGUUUUUUUUUUCUUCUUUUUUUCUAAUAAAAGGUGUAGGAAUACCA